AAUUGGUGACGAUAAUUAGAUAACCUCAAAAAUGAAGUCGCACAUUGUACAGAAGGCAUGCGCAGGUUCUGUGUAAGACGUAAAAUAAUUUGCGUUUUAGAUGGCUCGGAUAUUCUAGGAUUCACAGAAAAUAAAUGUAUCAUAAUGUACUUUGUUUAAAUCAAGAUAAACAAAUUAAAGCGAAUAUAUUUUCAAGCGCAACAGUCAGAGGCUGGAGCAAACAAUUAUGAACUGCUUCACUAUUAUACGGUUUAAACACUAUGCAGCUUUAAACAAGAGUCUAAUAGAGCACUGUUUUAAACGGUAUGUACCUAUGUGCCAGGCCAGAUUCUACGUUGCGGAAAGUGAAAAUCGUUACAGGCAGCGUGCCAGUCCAAGCGAGCGAACGCAAAGAAAAGCAUUGCGGAUACGUAUAGUGCAAAAUUUCAAACAUACACGGAGAAAAGUAGAAGAAAUUAUCGAGAGAGAAAAUAUUUGGACUAUACCCAACCUGCUCUGCAUGGGUCGCAUAGUAACAUCACCAUUCUUAAGUUACUUGAUCUUGUCGCAAGAUUAUCAGAUAGCGCUAUGGUUGCUUGCGUUUGCAGGACUGAGUGAUUUAGCAGACGGUUGGAUCGCACGCACUUGGACGUCGCAGGCAUCGAAACUCGGGAGCUUCUUGGAUCCAGUCGCAGACAAGUUGCUCGUUGGCACUCUCUUCCUCUCUUUGGCAUGGGUCGGUUUGAUACCAGUUCCACUCGCCUGUCUCGUUGUCACGCGCGACGUUGGUCUAGUAACUGCCGCGUCUUACAUCAGAUAUCGUUCUUUGCCUCCGCCAAAAACCUUGGCAAGAUAUUUUGAUCCUACACAUGCCACUGUGCAGUUAGCACCGACUCUAACCAGUAAGCUAAACACUGGUGUGCAAUUGUGUCUGGUUGCUGGAACGUUGGCUGCUCCAGUUUAUCAUUUCAUAGACCAUCCAAUCCUGCAAUGCCUGUGUUACAUAACAGCACUCACAACAAUUGCUGGUGGUGUCAGUUAUUUGUUAUCAAAGGACACUUAUAAAUUAUUGACAAAGAAGAAAACGCCGACGCGAACGUCACCUUAGACGCAGUUUGUAUAUUAUAUGUAUAAUAUUGUAUGUUUGUUCAAAUUUUGUUAAAUCAUGUAAUGUAUAUUAUUUCUUUUUGUACUAUACUACUAUAUCUUGUAUAAAGAUUGAUAAUCCUUUCUUAAAUCCUUUUCGUAAAAGGCAUUCUCUACAAAAUCCUACAUGUAUAAAGUUUUGUAAAGUAUAUUAAGAAUGAUAAACUCGAUAUUUUUAUUACA
This is a messenger RNA of Solenopsis invicta (red fire ant), 1308 nucleotides long. RefSeq names its product probable cardiolipin synthase (CMP-forming) (gene CLS). Gene Ontology annotation, biological process: cardiolipin biosynthetic process. Gene Ontology annotation, cellular component: mitochondrion; membrane. The coding region runs from base 227 to 1087 and encodes 286 amino acids. Lineage: Eukaryota; Metazoa; Arthropoda; Insecta; Hymenoptera; Formicidae. Gene Ontology annotation, molecular function: cardiolipin synthase activity. The transcript is spliced from 4 exons. The record is from RefSeq and is a predicted model, not a curated record.